UAGCAAGAUGGCGGCAGCGGCGGAGCUUUCGGGACGGAGUCCCCGGGCCAAGGGCUAUUGGAAGGUUCUGUGGUCUCCGUUGGCUCUGCUGCUUACGUUUCUGCUCUUGCAGGCUGGCUCCGCGGAUCAGACGGAGGAAUAUCUGAAACGAGAGCACUCGUUGAGCAAACCCUACCAGGGUGUCGGCUCUUCUACCUCAUCGCUGUGGGAUUUGAUGGGCAAUGUCCUUGUGACUACGCAGUACGUACGUCUGACCCCUGACCUCCAGAGCAAGCAGGGCGCUGUCUGGAACCGUGUGCCUUGUUACCUAAGGGAUUGGGAGCUGCAGGUUCAUUUUAAAGUCCACGGCCAAGGCAAGAAGAACCUAAAUGGCGAUGGCUUUGCCAUUUGGUACGCCAAGGACAGGAUGCAGCCUGGUUCUGUGUUUGGGAGCAAACAUAACUUUGUGGGUCUAGGCGUGUUUGUAGACACGUAUCCAAAUGAGGAAAAGCAGCACGAGUCCCAGAAGAAGAGAUACACCCCAGGGAUACAGCGCGUGUUUCCGUACGUGUCCGCCAUGGUGAGCAAUGGGUCUCUGACAUAUGACCACAGCCGAGAUGGACGUCCGACUGAACUUGGUGGCUGCACAGCCAUCUUGAGGAACCUCAACCAUGACACUUUCCUUGUGAUCCGCUAUGUGAAGCGUCGGCUUACGGUCAUGGUAGACAUCGAUGGGAAGCAUGAAUGGAAGGACUGUCUGGAUGUUUCUGGCGUGCGCCUGCCUCGUGGAUAUUACUUUGGUACCUCGGCGGCCACUGGAGAUCUGUCAGAUAACCACGACAUUAUAUCUCUGAAACUGUACCAGCUGAGCGUGGAGCGCACCGCAGCCGAGGAGGCGAUGGAUAAAGAAGUCUUUGUACCCAGUGUAGACAACCUGAAGCUUCCCGGAGCUGAUCCCACCUCGGAGUCCAUGAGCGGUUUUGCGAUCUUUCUAAUCGUCUUCUUCUCCCUGCUCGGACUGGUCUUCGCUGGGGUUAUUUUGCUAAUUGUGUACAGCAAAUGGCAGGAGCGAAGCCGCAAACAUUUUUACUGAACCCGUUGGAAGUUCUGCCAAGCACCGUCUGUGUCGGGGGGUUUACGAGCCUCGGCUUGUGACUACUGAGGGUCCUACCUGCUGAUCGCGCGUCGAACAGAAAACACUGCUCAGCUGCCUAUUACUACUGUUGGUUUUCAGUUUA
This is a messenger RNA of Spea bombifrons (plains spadefoot toad), 1217 nucleotides long. RefSeq names its product lectin, mannose binding 2 like (gene LMAN2L). Gene Ontology annotation, cellular component: Golgi membrane; endoplasmic reticulum membrane; endoplasmic reticulum-Golgi intermediate compartment. Gene Ontology annotation, molecular function: D-mannose binding. The transcript has 9 exons. The coding region runs from base 8 to 1072 and encodes 354 amino acids. Gene Ontology annotation, biological process: Golgi organization; endoplasmic reticulum organization; endoplasmic reticulum to Golgi vesicle-mediated transport. NCBI's taxonomy places the organism in Eukaryota, Metazoa, Chordata, Amphibia, Anura, Pelobatidae. The record is from RefSeq and is a predicted model, not a curated record.